Phalaenopsis equestris is the source of this 3255-nucleotide messenger RNA. RefSeq names its product UPF0505 protein C16orf62 homolog. Bases 1 to 3024 code for a protein of 1007 amino acids. Gene Ontology annotation, cellular component: endosome. The transcript is spliced from 25 exons. NCBI's taxonomy places the organism in Eukaryota, Viridiplantae, Streptophyta, Magnoliopsida, Asparagales, Orchidaceae. Gene Ontology annotation, biological process: endocytic recycling. The record is from RefSeq and is a predicted model, not a curated record.
AUGGCAAUUUUCCGGAUACUCUGUGUCUUCUCAGGACUCAGGAGCCUGGGCUUUGAUUUUGAUGGCCCUCUGAACCCUUCUGUUACGGUUCCUUUUUUGGGUUCAGCCCCUCCAACUGGUUCAUCCGCGGUGUUUGCCAGCUUGUUCGAUCCGUACCCAUUUAAAGCCCCUCCAACUGGUUCAUCAGCGGUGUUUGCCAGCUUGUUCGAUCCGUACCCAUUUUUUGUUCUUUACUACAUUUUGUACAGUGACCGCAGUGUCCGGCCGAUCACGGAUACCAAUCGUCUUCGUUGCGGCAUGGAGUUCAGGUGCCGGGAUUUUCUCGCCCAGGACUCGUCGCUCCCUCGAACACCCGUUCAAGUUCAUCCUCUCACCGCCAUUCGCACUGAUGCGGUGGCUCAGAUUGAUGCUACCAGUCCUGAGAAGGUUGAUUUUGAAGACCCAUUGAGAGCAAAUGCUGUAGAUGGUGCGGAUCCCUCUUCUAGCGUACAGAGAUUUGAUUAUACUUUCAGAAGAAGUCUUUCUGAUGAAGUGGGUCAGUUUUCAGCAAAAGAAUGGGCUGUUUUUAGUAAAGCACUGUUGCAAAAAUUCUCUUACAGUAAUAUGAUAACGAUGCCAGCUGCAUUGGACACUUUGCCAAAGAACAACAAAGAGCAUAACAAGUCUUUAGCAGAUGUGCACAUGGAGGAAUUAGAAGAUCCUGAAAUGAUGAUAAAUGAGGAGAAGAAGGUGAUCACUCAGCAGGAGUAUGUCUCACGAUUACAAGAGCUUAAAACAGAAAUUGCUCGGGCAUGGAAAGCUGAUGAUCGAAUAAAAGCAUUGAAGAUAUCAAUUAAGGUUUCGAGGCUUCUGAUUGACACAUCAGUUUUGCAGUUCUAUCCAACCUUGUUCUUGUUAGUCAUAGACGUAAUGGAUAUGUUUGGUGAUUUGGUGUGGGAAAGAAUUAAAAAGAAAGUUGAAUAUUCUGAUGAUGGGACUUUAAUCUGUUCUUUGCCAGAAAACUUUCUUUCUGUUGACGUUUGUUCUGAAGCUAAGGAAACUUGUUAUAACUGGUUUUGCAAGAUUGGCUCAAUCCGCGAGCUUCUCCCACGCAUAUAUUUGGAACUUGCCCUUUUACAUUGUCGGCGCUUCCUGGAGGACCAUCACCUGCAUAGCCUCCAACGGUUGGCCAGGAUGAUGAGGGGACUUGCAGAUCCUCUUGCAUCUGCCUAUUGCCAUCUUUAUUUGGCCCACCGUGCAGCAUUGGUACAUUGUAACGAUACUGGCUACUUGAUUAUGUCCAUUAGUGAUAUCAACUUUUCAUUGAGAAGGAUUAUUUCUGAUAAACAAGCCAGUCAAAGUGAUGCUGACUGGAACCAUAAACUGUCCAUAAGCUUGAUCGAACCUACAAUAGAGUGGAUUAUGAAGUGCUUAUUGAUGGAAGGAAGGCAGAAACCUAACGACAUACUUAAGGAGUUUGGAUUUGGAAGUGGAGCUCUAGAUCCAACUUGGAAGGUUCCAUGGACUUCAGUUAUAAUUCAUCAUCUCGUGAGACAACUUCCAAGUAAAAUAAUUAGCGCAUAUGUGUUUGAGAUUUUAGAGAUUUUUGAGCUCAUUAAAGAUAUCUCUCUCAACCAGCAUUUGAAUUACAGGGUGCUUGGACUUAAGCUCUGUGAGAGCCCUCCACAUAUAUGUUAUGUCGAAUCUAUAUUAAACAGAGUUAUGCAGGUCCUUUCUCAAUAUAAUCAUCUUGAGGAAUAUUUGGUAGUUGCAAAUGCUUACUUGGACAUUAUUUUACAGUGCCCAACGGGUAGUUUUUUAUCGUCAAUUUUAGAUGGCAUUUUGAAGCUUUCAAAAUAUACAAGAGUUGAUGAAACUGAAUUAGAUGCUCUGCAGUCCAUUCUUAUGAAGCUUCUCAAGUACUUCAGUAGCAUAGAAAAUGCUUUUGCUUCGGAACAAUUUAUGGCCGUAUAUGUAUUGCUACAUGGAAUAUCUCAAAAUGUGAUCAAUCUGCAUAUUCUUGAAAAAGCUACAAGAUCUGGUUCAAUAUCUAAUCCCACAACCAUACAAAUGCUGUUUGAAAUCUCUAAAGCGCUUCUUGACAGCAUUGAUAUUUUAAAUAAAGAUUAUCAGCGAAUCUCACAACUCAUCUGUCACUUUGUUCAAUUGGUUGGUUUUGGUGAUGAUAGAGAAAGCCAUUUAACAUUCUUAGUUACAUGUCGCUCAGCUUUCAGUUACUUUGACAUGAUUGUGGAUACUCUUGUUCUUUUGAGUAAUAACCUUGCAAUUGGAGCAAUUAAAGGGUCAAACAAGCUGUUAAACUUUGUUAAAGCUUGUGUUGCUUUUAGUGAAGUCACAAUUCCAUCCAUUCCUGACCAAAUAAGAUGUAUGAAAUUAUUUAUUGCAACUGCGGAGAUUGCACUAUUUGCUGGCCUGUUCUCUCAUACUGAAGGGCUUCUUAAUUCAGCCGUUGAUAGUUUGCUAUGUUUGGACGUGUCAGGUUCUCAUAUAUCUGUCGCUGAAGAUGAGAUCUUACCCCUUACAUGCAAAUUGUGCAGCAUUUUGGCUUUCAUGCCAGGCAUGAAGGGAGGAAUUGCUCAAAUACAUAUGCGGUUAAUGCCGUUCAUUGAUAAUCAACCAUGGGCAACGUCGAGGAUGAGGACAAAAAUAUUUUGCGCGGUUAUUUCUCUCUGUGCCUGUCUUUCUCAAAAACUGCUUCCUCCGCAUUCAAAAACCAUCAAGGUUGUUGGUCACAAUGAAAUGUUGUUCUUUAGAGAUGAGUCUUAUGAACAAGAACUCAAAUCAGUCACCAGAGAUGCUGUUCAGUGCUUGUUCAAGACUAUUGAACGAGACCCUGCGUCGUUAUCAACAGGAAAAUUUGCACUUGAAGCUUGCAAUUGUCUUCUUAUUAACUUCAAGGCUAACCAUGAACUACAUUUAAAAUGCUCAAAGCUCAUCAAGAUUGCAAGUUCAUGUUUACCUUCCAAUGACAAUUAUCUAAGAACUUCGGCGAACUUGUUCAACCAACACUUUCAAAAUUUGUGAUGACUGGCAAUGCAUUAUAUGCAGUCCUUGUAAAGUAGUUAUUUUUGUGGUGGAAAGAUGGUUUAUGGACAUUUUCAAUGUGUCUGGUUUAAGCCGUUGUCAUUUUUUUCAGUUGUUGGCUUGCUCAAAUUAGUCUGCCACUAUUAAAGCUUGUUCAAGGUCUUGUGUUUGUUUAAUGUGAAAAUAUUCAAAAGAACGAAAUUAUUGAAAAAUAGGUUUAUCAUUAUAUUG